Messenger RNA from Prunus armeniaca (apricot), 1785 nucleotides. The record is from the annotation of a GenBank genome assembly. Lineage: Eukaryota; Viridiplantae; Streptophyta; Magnoliopsida; Rosales; Rosaceae.
AUGGCUUUUCACGCCAAGAAGCUCAUCAACGACCCCAAUGAUGUGGUGACUGAGUUCAUCGAGGGUCUUGUUGAAACAUAUCCUGGGCUGCAGUACUUAGAUGGUUUCCCUCAGGUGAAGGUUGUGCUGCGAGCUGAUGUCUCCGGUGGUACAUAUGACAAAGUUGCUGUUAUAUCAGGUGGUGGAAGUGGGCAUGAGCCUGCACAUGCUGGAUUUGUGGGGGAAGGGAUGCUGACAGCAGCUAUAUGUGGGGAUGUUUUUGCCUCACCACCAGUUGAUUCAGUUCUAGCUGGCAUCCGAGCUGUAACUGGUCCUAUGGGUUGCCUUCUGAUUGUCAAGAAUUAUACUGGGGACCGUUUAAAUUUUGGUUUAGCUGCAGAGCAAGCAAAAUCAGAAGGUUAUAAAGUAGAGACUGUAAUUGUUGGAGAUGAUUGUGCAUUACCCCCGCCUCGAGGCAUAGCUGGUCGAAGGGGUUUGGCCGGGACCAUUCUUAUUCAUAAGAUUGCUGGAGCUGCUGCUGCUGCUGGCCUUCCGCUUGCCGAUGUUGCCGCAGAAGCAAGGCGUGCAUCUGAAAUGGUUGGAACAAUGGGUGUUGCAUUAUCUGUUUGCACAUUGCCUGGUCGGGUUACACCAGACCGUGUGGGUCCAGGAAAGAUGGAACUUGGUCUUGGAAUCCAUGGAGAACCUGGUGCUGCUGUAGCUGACCUUCAACCCGUGGAUGUGAUAGUUUCUCAUGUUCUUAAGCAGAUUUUGUCGCCAGAAACUAACUACGUUCCAAUUACUCGAGGUAGUAGAGUUGUGCUUCUGGUCAACGGGUUAGGUGCAACUCCUGUAAUGGAACUGAUGAUUGCAUCCGGUAAAGCAGUACCUAAGUUGCAGCUGGAACAUGGAUUGGCUGUUGAUAGAGUAUAUACUGGGUCAUUUAUGACUUCUCUUGAUAUGGCAGGUUUUUCGAUUUCUAUCAUGAAGGCUGAUCAAGCUAUUUUGCAACGUCUGGAUGCUGCAACAAAGGCUCCACAUUGGCCUGUUGGUGUUGAUGGCAAUCACCCACCUGCAAAGAUUCCUGUUCCAUUGCCUCCAUCUCGCUCAACAAAGAGUGAUGAGUCAUUAGGUCGGCCAGCACAACUGAAUGCACAAGGCCAGAUUCUUGAGGUGGCUAUUGAAGCAGCUGCACAUGCUGUGAAAAAACUUAGGGACAAUUUGAAUGAAUGGGAUAGCAAAGUAGGUGAUGGUGACUGUGGGUCAACCAUAUAUAGAGGUGCGGCAGCAGUUUUGGAAGACAUGCAAAAUUAUCCCCUGAAUGAUGCAACCGAAACAGUGAAUGAAAUUGGGUCAUCUGUCAGAAGAGUUAUGGGCGGCACAAGCGGGAUCCUAUAUACCAUAUUUUGCAAGGCAGCCUAUGCACAGUUGAAAGCAAGCACCCAAGGAGUUGUCACAUCAAAAAAUUGGGCUGAAGCGCUUGAAGCUUCCAUUGCUGCUGUCAGUAAAUAUGGUGGGGCUAGUGCUGGUUACCGGACAUUGUUAGAUGCCCUUAUUCCAGCAUCAGCAGUUCUUCAGGAGAGGUUAAAGGCUGGUGAUGAUCCUGCGACUGCUUUUCUUCUCUCAUCUGAAGCAGCACUGGAUGGAGCUGAGUCAACGAAGCACAUGCAGGCACAGGCUGGCCGAUCAAGUUAUAUAUCUGGGGAGAUGCUUGCCUCAAUCCCAGACCCAGGUGCAAUGGCGGCCGCAUCGUGGUACAGAGCAGCAGCCUUAGCUGUCAAGUACAAAUACCAGACAUCUUCAUAG